This is a messenger RNA of Nematocida parisii ERTm1, 900 nucleotides long. RefSeq names its product proteasome regulatory subunit 11. Gene Ontology annotation, biological process: proteasome-mediated ubiquitin-dependent protein catabolic process; protein deubiquitination. Lineage: Eukaryota; Fungi; Microsporidia. The coding region runs from base 1 to 900 and encodes 299 amino acids. Gene Ontology annotation, cellular component: proteasome regulatory particle, lid subcomplex. The transcript has a single exon. Gene Ontology annotation, molecular function: metallopeptidase activity; protein binding; proteasome binding. The record is from RefSeq and is a predicted model, not a curated record.
AUGUGGGACCAGUCGCGGUUAAUAGAAGAUGCAUACACGCCAGAUGCAGCAGAAACCAUUCAAAUAUCAUCGCUUGCCCUGAUUAAGAUGCUUAAGCAUGGAAGAGCAGGAGUGCCUAUGGAGGUUAUGGGGCUUAUGCUGGGGGAGUUUGUGGAUGAGUAUACAAUCCGUGUAACAGAUGUGUUUGCCAUGCCGCAGAGUGGAACUGGAGUGAGUGUAGAGGCAGUUGACCCGGUUUUUCAGACAAAAAUGAUGGAUAUGCUGAAAAUAACAGGAAGAGGAGAGAGUGUUGUAGGGUGGUACCACUCGCAUCCUGGAUUUGGAUGCUGGUUAUCGAGUGUGGAUAUAAACACGCAGUCUGCAUUUGAGCAGCUGUCAAAGAGAGCAGUUGCUGUAGUUAUAGAUCCCAUACAGAGUGUGCGAGGAAAGGUUGUUAUAGAUGCAUUCCGCCUUAUUCCUAUGCAGAAGUCAAUUUCUGGCGUGGAGCCACGGCAAGUAACAUCUAAUAUAGGAUAUCUAACCAAGCCAACUCUUGUGAGCAUGAUGCACGGAUUAAACAGACACUACUACUCAAUCAACAUACAAUACAAGAAGAACGAGCUUGAAGAAGGAAUGCUGCUCAGCCUGCAUAAGAAGACAUGGGCAGACUGUCUGAAGAUGGAGAGUGUGUCGGAGUUUGAGAAGAAAGCAGAAGGAAGGAAAAAGGAAAUAAAGGAGCUGGGUCGAGCAUUGAAGAAGCGAGUAGAAGAAGAAAAUCUAGCUAAAGAACAAAAUGUUGAGUUGGAGACAGUGGGUAGACUAGAUAUUAGAAAACGAAUUCUUCAUGAAUCAGAAGCACUCAUGAGUGAAAACACUGUGCAGCAACUUAUUGUGCACAUUCACAACAGAAUCUUCUCGUAA